Tachysurus vachellii is the source of this 3260-nucleotide messenger RNA. It is a transcript of the gene shisa6b, whose product is annotated as protein shisa-6. NCBI's taxonomy places the organism in Eukaryota, Metazoa, Chordata, Actinopteri, Siluriformes, Bagridae. Gene Ontology annotation, cellular component: postsynaptic density; postsynaptic membrane; dendritic spine membrane. The transcript is spliced from 8 exons. The coding region runs from base 460 to 2337 and encodes 625 amino acids. The record is from RefSeq and is a predicted model, not a curated record. Gene Ontology annotation, biological process: regulation of AMPA receptor activity; regulation of short-term neuronal synaptic plasticity.
AGCGCUCGGAGCCGUGACGUCAGCAGCGCUCUUAAUGAUGCAAGGCAGAAGGGCGCGAGGCUGCUGACACCCAGCUCACUCAGCGCUCCGCCAGCGGCCGCGCACCCAGCAAGCACCGCGCCACGCGCCACGCGCAGAGCAAGAUGAAAAGCAGGAGGUAAAGCUCGCUGGCUCAGAGCCUUCACUCAGGGCGCACAGUGGAAACGCAGGACGAGCGAUGUGUUCAUCUCCCUGACUGGCCAAUCUCCUUCCUGUCUGUGCAUCAAAAGCAUGCGAUUCUAGUUCUACUGAUGGCGCUGUCCACGUAGCCUGUAAUGUUCUUAGGAGUCUCUUAGCAGAGAUGCAGAGAAACGGAGAACACUGGAACUUUAGGACCGUGUAGGACACAAGAAAACAAAUCAUCGGCAGGGAAAAAAGGUGAAAUAAAAGUUAAAAGAAAAAAGGAGGUUAGAACAAGCCAUGGGCCAUCCUGCUCCUUGGGCCAUCCUGCUCCUUUUGAUUUAUCUGGACCCAUUGAGUGUGCUCUGCACGUCAACAGCAAAGCGCACGAAAGUGGCACAGCGACGGACCGCCAAACACAAGGAGCUGAACGGCACCGCGAUCUCCCAAGCGCCCGCGCCGGCGCCCGUUCCUGCUGCGGGGCAGAAUCACGACACGUGCCUGGGGUACUACGACGUGAGCGGCCAAUUCGACCGCGAAUUCGAGUGCAACAACACGGACCAUCGCUACUGCUGCGGCUCCUGUUACCUUCGCUUCUGCUGCCAGUUCCGUGGAAACCGACUGGAACAGCGCACGUGCAGGAACUACAACAAGCCAGACUGGGUUAAAACCGCUGCACCGUCACCUGCACCGACCAGCGAGCCGUACGACCCGAGCGCCGACCAGACCAACACUGCAGUUUACAUCACGUGUGGCGUCAUAGCCUUCGUCAUCGCGCUCGGAGUGUCGGCUAAGGUCGCCUACGACAAGGCCACGAGGCCGCCUCAGGAAAUGAAUAUACACAGAGCUCUAGCAGAUAUAUUGAGGCAGCAAGGACCCAUUCCCAUAUCCCAGUAUGACUGUGAAAACUUUGCGGCAAUGAACAGCUCAUCCAAAGACGACACUCCACAGCGGACAGGCUCCAAAAACCACUACACCCCUGUUCACACAUCCAAAUCCAAUCAUGGUGGACACUAUUCGAAGGAGAGCGGCCGUGGCGGAGGACAUGACCUUCACAACUUCAUCUCGUCUGGCUUUGUGACUCUGGGGAGAGGCCAUGGAAAAGGAGAAAGGCAGUGGCCGAUGCGCUCUCAGAGUCACCAUGGCACGCAUCAACACAACUACAACCAUGUGGCUCUCAGUAGUCCUACUAGAACUCCUAAAAAUGAGAGCACGCGUAUGAACAGCAUCCUCACGUCGCAGACGGAGCCGUACGAUCUGUCCUUCUCCCGCUCCUUCCAGAGCCUCUCGCACCUGCCUCCAUCCUACGAAACCGCCAUGAAGGCAGACCUCAACAAGUACUCCUCGCUAAAAAAACUGACUGACAAGGAUAUGGAUGACUACUACAGCCGGAAAAGGCACCUUCCUGAUCUGGCAGCACGCAGCACUCUCCCACUACACAUGAUCAAAAUCAACCAGGAUUCUCAGAGUAGCCAGCAGGCUCAACAGCAGCAGCAGCAGCAGUCUUCACGCCAGCGUCCUCGCCGUGUACAGAGAGCCAUGUCUCAAGACCGAGUGCUGUCUCCAGAGCGUGGCUCAGGACUCCAUGCUCAGGACUAUGCCGUGUCUCCUUACCCCACUUCCCCAUACGGCGAGCGCAUCCUAUCUGAUGAGCAGCUGCUGUCGGCUGAGCGCCUACGCUCACAAGAGCGUCUCAUUUCCCAGGACCGUCUGCAUUCGCAGGACCGGCGCUACUCACAGGAGCGUGUCCACUCGCACGAGCGUCUGCAUUCUCAUGAACGUAUGCACUCGCAAGAGCGCCUCUACUCCCAGGACAGGCUACGCUCGCAGGACCCACUGCUCUCUCCCGAUAAGACCAUGCCAUCCAAACGAGGCAGCUUUCACGGUGACAAGUCCAUGUCCAGAGCCAUAUCGCACACGGACGUGUUUAUGCCCACUACGCCUCUCUUGGACCGCUACAAGAUGACCAAAAUGCACUCACAUCCCAGUGCCUCAAACAACAGCGGCCCUGCUGCAGUGCACAACACGCUGACCAAGACCCAAACCACCUCCAAGAGACAGGCAUUUGCCUCACGCCGCACUCAGACCGUGGAACAGCUGCACUAUGUCCCGCAGGCAGCUCAGCAGCAGCAUCACCACCACUACCGUACAGGCAGUAAGACCGAAGUGACUGUUUAACUCAAUUUUAAUCGGACCUCAGCCAUCCUCCAGGAACUCACACACAAUAUGGUCAUAACCAGUUCACGUAUACACUAUACUAUAUCCCACAUAUAUUCAGUACUCAGACAAGAGACCCUUCUGUGUGCAUAUCCAUCAUUUUUUGUGUGUUUGUAGAUCACUGAUAAAGGGUGGACUAGAAGAUUGUGCAGCUUGUCAGAAACGAUCCAUCCAGUUCUGCAGUAAUUAAGGGCUUUGCAGGAAAAACAAAUGUGCAGAGACUUUUAGCAGAACGACAGAAGGUGUAAAUGAAAAUACUAGUUUGGUGCGAAUGUGUAAUGGAAUUAUAUAACUUUAUAAAUAUAUAAAUACACAUACUGUUUGUACUUAAAGUCCUAGUCAUAGCUUUAGGAGUUCUUAAAUUAAACUGAUGUUAGCACUUCUAUUGGUGCCUCUAUGAAACUGUUCCAUUUCAUCGACGAAGUGGUUUUGUGGGUUACAAAGCACAACUGAUUAAAAAAUCAUUUUGUUUUCCUAUUUUUUUGUUUUGUUUUGUUUUGUUUAGCUUUUUUGUUUGACUAAUUUGUGUUGCUCUUUUUUUGAUUGACAAUGACAAGUUCUUUUGCAUACAUGAUUGUAAAUAAGCUAUUUUAGUAACCGCAGUAAUCGGAGAAGUCUGUUCUGGUUGGCAUUUGUAUAGUUUUAUUUUAGAAAAUUAAAAAUUACAGAUAUGACCCACUAGCCCAGUAUUGGAACAUUUUAACUGAAUACAAAUAUUGUAUGUGUCAUUGCAAUUGUGUUUGUAGAAUGAGAAUCGGGUUAAACUACAUGACCACUCUCGAUAUCUGGCUGUAGACUGUGCUCCAGUGAGUGACUCACAAGAAGAAUAUAAUAUGCUUGUUGUAGUUGCUUCAAAUAAACCAUCCUUAUUUUUCUAAUCAUAA